This is a messenger RNA of Diaporthe amygdali, 1356 nucleotides long. RefSeq names its product glycoside hydrolase family 7 protein. Lineage: Eukaryota; Fungi; Ascomycota; Sordariomycetes; Diaporthales; Diaporthaceae. The record is from RefSeq and is a predicted model, not a curated record. Gene Ontology annotation, molecular function: hydrolase activity, hydrolyzing O-glycosyl compounds. Gene Ontology annotation, biological process: carbohydrate metabolic process. The transcript is spliced from 5 exons. Bases 1 to 1356 code for a protein of 451 amino acids.
AUGUAUCGAUCAGCUGCGGCUCUCUCCUUGGCCUCGGCCGUCCUCGGACAGCAGAUUGGCACCAACACUCCUGAGGUUCACCCAGCUCUGCCCAUCUCCACUUGCUCUGACUCCGGUUGCACCACGGAGUCGACCAAGGCUGUGCUUGAUGCCAACUGGCGAUGGGCUCACACAACUACCGGCUACACCAACUGCUACACCGGUAACAAGUGGGACGCAACUCUGUGCCCUGACGGAAAGACGUGCGCCCAAAACUGUGCCAUCGAUGGUGCAGACUAUGAGGCGACCUACGGAAUCACCACGCCCGAGAGCGGCGCCUUGAAGUUGUCAUUCGUCAAGGAGAACACCAACGGAAAGAACGUCGGCUCCCGUCUGUAUCUUCUCGAGUCCGACAGCGCGUACAAGAUGUUCAACUUGCUCAACAAGGAGUUCACCUUCGAUGUUGACGUGUCCAACCUGCCUUGCGGACUCAACGGAGCUGUCUACUUCGCACAGAUGGAUGCCGAUGGUGGCCUGUCCAAGUACUCGACCAACAAGGCUGGCGCCGCCUAUGGAACCGGCUACUGCGACGCGCAAUGCCCCCAGGACGUCAAGUUCAUCAACGGCGAAGCCAACAGCGUAGGAUGGAAUGGAACUGAUGAGAACUCGGGAACAGGACAGUACGGCUCAUGCUGCUCAGAAAUGGACAUCUGGGAGGCUAACCUUGUCUCAACCGCAUACACUCCCCACCCGUGCUCCGUGGACGGGCAGACUCGCUGCGAGAGCGAGGCGGACUGCGGCGCGGGCGACAGCCGCUACUCCGGUGUGUGUGACAAGGACGGCUGCGACUUCAACUCGUACCGCAUGGGCGACACGACCUUCUACGGCACCGGUCUGACCGUCGACACCUCCAAGCCCAUCACCGUCGUGACCCAGUUCAUCACCGACGACGGCACCGACGCCGGAACCCUCUCCGACAUCAAGCGCUUCUACGUCCAGGACGGCAAGACCAUCCCCAACUCUAUGUCCAGCAUUGCCGGCGUCGACGCCGCCAACUCCAUCACCGAUGGCUUCUGCGAGCAGCAGAAGACCGCCUUCGGUGACAACAACUACUUCAAGACCAAGGGAGGUCUCGCCAAGAUGGGCGAGGCUCUGAAGAGCAUGGUUCUGGUCCUGUCCAUCUGGGACGAUCAUGCGGUUUCCAUGAACUGGCUCGACAGCAGCUACCCCCCUGACAAGACCGGCCUGGGUGUUGCCCGCGGCACCUGCGACCCGGCGGCCGGUCUGCCCGAGACCGUGGAGUCUGCCCACCCCGACGCCAGCGUCGUGUACAGCAACAUCAAGUUCGGCUCGCUGAACUCCACCUUCACUGCUUAG